UGCGCGGGCCGCGGUAGAGCUGCUCCCGGCCGCCGCACACCCUGCCCCAGCCUCCCACUGUGGGUAGCCUGGCCAGCAGCCGCUGCCGGCAGUCUUUGUCCCACGCCGGGACCGCCAUCCAGAGCCACCGGUGACCCCGACAACGGCUCCAAACCGCUGGUAACCCCUGACAGUCCCCGCCCGCUCUCUGCGACGCCUUGCGACCCCGCUAGCCACGCGGGGGGCCCGGGGCGCGCCAUGAAGUCGGCCUCCAGCUCCCGCGGGGGUGGGGCGGGUGGGCGUGGCGGCGGCGGCUGGGGCGGGGGGCGAGGCGGAGGAGGCCGGGCAGGAGGAGGCGGGGACGGCGGCCCCGGAGGCAGGGGCGGCUUCGGGGCCCGGCCGCGCGGCUUCGGGGGCGGGGGCCGGGGGCGGGGGCGCGGCGGCGGGGACGGCAGGGACCGCGGCGGCAGCGGGCAGCGGCGCGGCGGCGCGGCCAGGAGCAAACCCCGCCGCAGGAAGGGCGCCGGCGCCGUGACGGUGGAGCCUCACCGGCAUGAGGGUGUCUUCAUCUACCGCGGGGCGGAGGACGCGCUGGUCACGCUGAAUAUGGUGCCGGGCCACUCGGUGUACGGCGAGCGGCGCAUCGCAGUGACGGAGGGAGGCGUGAAGCAGGAGUACCGCACGUGGAACCCCUUCCGCUCCAAGCUGGCCGCCGCGAUCCUGGGCGGGGUCGACCAGAUCCACAUCAAGCCCAAGUCCAAAGUGCUGUACCUGGGCGCCGCCUCGGGGACCACGGUGUCCCACGUCUCUGACAUCAUCGGCCCCGACGGCCUGGUUUACGCGGUUGAGUUCUCCCACCGCGCUGGCCGCGACCUGGUUAAUGUGGCCAAGCAGCGAACUAACAUCAUCCCCGUUCUCGAAGAUGCCCGGCACCCGCUCAAGUACCGCAUGCUUAUAGGGAUGGUGGAUGUGAUCUUUGCCGAUGUGGCCCAGCCUGACCAGUCCCGCAUAGUGGCCUUGAAUGCCCACACCUUCCUGCGCAAUGGGGGCCACUUCCUUAUCUCCAUUAAGGCUAACUGCAUUGACUCCACUGCAUCUGCUGAGGCGGUGUUUGCUUCAGAGGUGAGGAAGUUGCAGCAAGAGAACCUAAAGCCUCAAGAGCAAUUGACCCUGGAGCCCUAUGAGAGAGACCACGCUGUAGUCGUCGGGGUCUACCGGCCCCUUACCAAGAGUGGCAGCAAGUAGCACUCAGCAAGGGCUGUCCUUGAGAGCUAAGACUGUGCUGUGAUCAGUAUAACCAUGUAUGUGUUUUCUUUGUGUGUUGUUUUUUCUUUUGUCUAUUAAACGGUGUAAAGAAACAGUA
Hyaena hyaena (striped hyena) is the source of this 1342-nucleotide messenger RNA. It is a transcript of the gene FBLL1, whose product is annotated as fibrillarin like 1. NCBI's taxonomy places the organism in Eukaryota, Metazoa, Chordata, Mammalia, Carnivora, Hyaenidae. Gene Ontology annotation, cellular component: box C/D methylation guide snoRNP complex; small-subunit processome; nucleolus. The transcript has a single exon. The record is from RefSeq and is a predicted model, not a curated record. Gene Ontology annotation, biological process: rRNA methylation; box C/D sno(s)RNA 3'-end processing. Bases 238 to 1224 code for a protein of 328 amino acids. Gene Ontology annotation, molecular function: RNA binding; rRNA methyltransferase activity; histone H2AQ104 methyltransferase activity.